Drosophila willistoni is the source of this 800-nucleotide messenger RNA. RefSeq lists its product as uncharacterized. Lineage: Eukaryota; Metazoa; Arthropoda; Insecta; Diptera; Drosophilidae. The record is from RefSeq and is a predicted model, not a curated record. Bases 105 to 659 code for a protein of 184 amino acids. The transcript has 3 exons.
UUAUUGAAUCAUUUCCUUGUUUUGACUUAUUGAAAAGUAACCUUUCGGAAAUCUCUUUUUGCAAAUCAUUUUCUAUAUUGUGUUGGCAUUGAAAUUGUGUUAAGAUGAUGAUGAAUCACCCAUUUGGACCAAAUGGACCUUAUUUUCAGCGUCCAUGUCAGCGUGACCGCUUUCCCAGCCUAAUCGAUGAAAUUGGUCCGCUGGCCGAUCCGUUGGUCAAUCGCUUUGGCAUACCCGAAUUUCAGGAAAUGGGUGCCCGCCUAAAGCGAGGAAAAAAAUUAAAAAGUAAAGUUGAGAGAGAUGCUGCCUCAGCUGCCAUCUGGGCCAAUGCAGAGCCAGCUGCAGCUUAUGCCCAUGAUUAUCACUUGGUUAUUCGCCGUGCUAUGGAUCCCUAUUUGCCGCGUUAUGAACCAUUGGACUAUAAUGAUCCGACACAAUUAUCCGCGGCUCGUCGGCUGGCGAAACCAGCUUUAACACCCAGGCAAGAGGGUGAACCCAACUAUACAGGUAGUUGCUAUCACUGCAAAACCAGCGGCAGUAACGAUGACGAUAGUGAUAGGAAAGGACGCGAACUGGCACAAGACAUACUUUUAAAUCCUGAUCUGUUCAAUUCUCACUUGUUGCAUCAUAUUGCACAAAUUCAACUUAAUGAUGGUUAAAUCGACGAAUAAAAUAAUUCAACAUCUGCUUUUAAUUAUUCAACAUAUUCCCAGCCCCAUAAAUCAAUGCCGACAUUCAUUUCCAAUUUUUCUUGUAUCAGUUUUGAAUAUUGUAAAAUAAACUCGGAGCACUUAAACACA